Pocillopora meandrina is the source of this 612-nucleotide messenger RNA. The record is from the annotation of a GenBank genome assembly. NCBI's taxonomy places the organism in Eukaryota, Metazoa, Cnidaria, Anthozoa, Scleractinia, Pocilloporidae.
AUGCGCACAGGAGACCCAGAGAAUGUAUCCUCAGAAUACAUUGGGUUCGCUGUGGCAUUUUCCUUCAUGAUUAUAACAGACCUUCUUGGCAAUACUCUGGUCAUCUUAGUUAUCCUCAAGAACAAAAACAUGAAGACAGCUAUGAACUACGUUUUGAUCAAUUUGGCGAUCGCUGAUAUCUUGGUAGCCAUCUUUAUGGGGAUCAAGUUUGUGAUUGGCCCAACGUUUACCCAUCCAGCGGGACAAAUAGGGGAAUAUCUUUGUAGAUUCAUUUCUGGGGGAACCACUGCAUGGACUGCAGCAGUUGCGUCAAUUUACAGCCUGGUUGCUAUCGCUGUUGAAGUUUUCUAUGCCACUUUUCAACCCUUUAAGAGACGGGUGGGUAAGGGGAGAAGCCUUCGAGCGACUAUUGUGGUCAUUUGGAUUAUAGCAGUGUUAUGGGGCCUUCCCCUAUACCUUUCAGUCACAUACAACGAUGAAAUGAAGACGUGUGCAGAACAAUGGCCUCAUUCUAUACUACCAAAGAUUUAUAGCUUUGGAUGGAUCAUUGUGGGAGGUGUAAUUCCUAUUGUUGUCAUGAGCGUUAUUUACUUCAAGGUGAGAUAUCAAGUG